This is a messenger RNA of Spirometra erinaceieuropaei, 1433 nucleotides long. NCBI's taxonomy places the organism in Eukaryota, Metazoa, Platyhelminthes, Cestoda, Diphyllobothriidea, Diphyllobothriidae. The record is from the annotation of a GenBank genome assembly.
AUGGAGGAGGAAGAGAACAACCAGCUGGCCUUCCUGGAUGUCCUCGUAUGCCGCAAAGAUUGUGGUGAGCUAAAAAUCAAAGUGUUCAGGAAAGCGACAAAUACGAUGCAAGUACUGAACUUCAACAGCAACCACCCAAUCAGUCACAAACGCAGUUGUGUAAGGACGCUCUAUCGGCGUGUCGAAACGCACUGCAGUGAGCCGGAAGACCAGACUGCCGAAAUACAAUACCUCCAACGGGUAUUCAAAGCCAAUGACUACCCGCGCAACUUUGUCAACCGGUGCAUACGCAAAAGGGACGAAAGACCUAACAGCAUGGAUACCAAAUCUUGGCGGGCGCUUCCGUAUGUCAAGAACGUUUCGGAGGCUGUCGGCCGCCUUCUCGCACCACUUGGAGUUGGAGUUGCACACAGACCGGGGCAACCAUCAGGCGUCUGGUAAUAAAACCGAAAGACCCACUGCCACGGCUAGAAACAUCUGGAGUCGUUUAUCGGAUCUGGUGCAGUUGCGGACAAAGCAACUACGUCGGAGAAACCGGAAGACAGUUCCGAACGAGAAUGGCCGAACACGCGGCAGCGGUGCGCAGAAAUGACGCCAGCUCCCAAGUUGCGGCUCAUUCGACGAGAUCCGGCCACACAUUCAAAUUCGAUGAGGCCGAAAUUCUCGCAAGAGGUGACAACCACGUGAGCCGGGAGCUACUGGAAUCAUGGUUUACUGGCCCCCAGUCCCUCAACAAGUGCAACCAUCUUCCCACUCCAUACUGCGUGCUAAAACUUCGCCUAGGCGGAGUAACAAGCCAUGCGGGGAGCGCAGAGGUGAACACUUUUCCCAACACCUGGGUCUGUGCGUCACAUGGUCGAGCAAUCAUCACGCCAACAUCUAACGCACGUGAUGAAAUUGCAGCAAUUAUCGACUCGAAUGUCGGCCAUCGAGCAGUUAUCACACCAAGUGCGACGAUCCCGGAUGAGGGGGGGAGCCGUGAAUGUUCAUAGGUAUGAGGUAGCAUGGCUACGGCAUCCUAUAAAUACCGCAGCCCCUUGUGCAGCAACCACCCGUUUCUGCUAUUUUGGCUCUGAUGAUGGAUUCGAGUAGGAAUCCGAAACGUCAGGCUGAUAAAUCUCUUGUCCCGGCGAUUGUGUCUCCUUCUUCAAGAUGAUAAUAUUGUUGGUUGUGGUUGUUGUGGUGGUGCUGGUGGUGGUGGUCGUGGUGGUGGUGGUGGUGGUGGUGGUGGUGGUGAUGAUGAUGAUGAUGAUGAUGAUGAUGAUGAUGAUGAUGAUGAUGAUGAUGAUGAUGAUGAUGAUGAUGAUGAUGAUGAUGAUGAUGAUGAUGAUGAUGAUGAUGAUGAUGAUGAUGAUGAUGAUGAUGAUGAUGAUGAUGAUGAUGAUGAUGAUAAGUCAUGUGGUAUGAAUAUUGCAUUACGCGAGGGACCGUAG